Messenger RNA from Nanorana parkeri, 4311 nucleotides. RefSeq names its product alpha-2-macroglobulin-like. The record is from RefSeq and is a predicted model, not a curated record. The transcript is spliced from 33 exons. NCBI's taxonomy places the organism in Eukaryota, Metazoa, Chordata, Amphibia, Anura, Dicroglossidae. Gene Ontology annotation, cellular component: extracellular region. Gene Ontology annotation, molecular function: endopeptidase inhibitor activity. Bases 1 to 4311 code for a protein of 1436 amino acids.
AUGCCAGGAGGCAGCGGCCCGGCACACUCACAUCACCUGCCUCUCCUGGAAGCAUCAGAAGCCGGGUCAAGCCAAUAUGUCCUGAGCUCACCUGCCUCUUUGCUUAGUGGUGAGACGGGAAAGGCCUGCGUGAACAUUGUGGGCAACACAGAAAAGUUGGAUGUAAGUCUGAUAUUGCAGCAUGAAGGAAAGAACACAACCAUUAUUGGAGAAGAUGUCUCCUUGCCUUCAUACUUCCAGUGUGCUGAUUACAAGUUCCCCACAGUUUACCUAAUGGAUCCUUCAAGGACCAGGAUCAAGCAAUGGCGAAACCAAGAAACGAAGCGUGGGGUGUUGUCAAUGGAGUUCCCGCUGAUCAACGAUGCACCUGUUGGUUCCUACAACGUCAUAGCUGAGAGAGAAUCCAGUUAUUCAAUGUCACAAUAUUUCACAGUGGAAGAAUAUGUGCUGCCCAGGUUCAGUGUGGCCGUGGAUGUCCCAGACACGAUCUCUGCAUUGCAAGGUGUUCUGAAGUUCUCAAUCUCUGCAACGUACACCUAUGGUGAACCAGUGGCUGGCAAAGUCACAACGCUAUAUUGUAAACAGUCCGGUUUGUAUGGCAGACGCCAGAACUGCCUCGGAGAGAAAGGAGAGGUCUGCUCCAAUAUGACAGGAGAGCUCAGUCGUGAAGGGGUUUACAAUGGUGCCAUAGACAUGUCUGGACGUUCCAUGGGGUUGACGGGAAUGUCCGUGCGACUAGAGUCUAUAAUUACUGAGGAUGGAACAGGAAUCCAAGUUUCAAAUUCCCGUUAUGUGUGGGUCACCACCCAACCAGCAAGGCUUAACUUUGACUACAGUGCCAUGAAUCAGCACUACAAACGGGGUAUUCCAUAUCCUAUUGUGGCACGACUAGUUGAUCAAGAAAAACCAAUUCCAAACGAAGACGUUGAAAUAGAGCUCAACCAGAAUCUGAUUGGGACUGUGAAGACUGACUCUGAUGGGAAAAUAGAGUAUGGGAUGGACACAUCUAAUAUGGUGGCAACAAACUUUACAGUCCGGAUCAGUUAUAAGAACCCCGAUCAGUGUUAUUAUGCCGACUGGAGGGACACAGACUAUCCAACAGCUGAAUACACGGCUUUCCGUUUCUACUCUCGAACGGGUAGCUUCAUUCAGGCAAAGCGCGUACAAGGCGAAUUAAAAUGUGGGCAGAGCAAAAAUUUUGAGAUGCAGUAUGCCAUGAGCCGGGAUGGCGUCGGAGAGAAAGCAACUUCAGUCAGAUUCUAUUAUCUAGUCAUGGCAAGAUCGAAGAUUAUUCACGCCGGUCACCAAGAUGCUGAUUUGACCAGCUCAAUGAAUGGCUCUGUUUACAUCCCUCUCUCUGUGUCUGCGGACAUGGCGCCCAAUGCCAACCUGGUUGUAUUCAGCAUCUUGAAGGGAGAGGUUGUUGUUGAGAAAGUCUCUAUGGACAUAGAGAAGUGCUUCAAAAACAAAGUUGACAUGGCUUUCUCAGAAGAGAAGGGGAUGCCGGGAGCCACUGCUGAAGUUCUACUCUCAGGCGACCCAGAAUCCAUUUGUGGGCUCAGAGUUAUUGACUCCAGCCUCUUGUUACUUAACCGCUACGAGCGUUUUUCACCUGAGAGUAUCCAUGGCUUAUUUUCCUACUGGUCCUAUGGCUACGAUAUCGCUGGUUUUAAUGUGGAGGAUCCAGAGCCUCAAUGUCUAGACCCGAACAAGCUGAUCUUCUUUAAAGGGAUUGACUAUUUACCUGUGAGCAGCGACUCUGAAGGUGACAGCUACCAGAAUCUUAAGGAAGCCGGAUUGAUUUUUGCAACCAGAGACCAAGUGAGAAAGCCGAAGGUCUGCGACUACAGAUAUAACCAGCGGCCUAAUUACGGCUUAACUGCAGAUGGGGCAGUUCCAGAAGCUUCAAUUUCCCUCAAAUCUGCUAACAAUCAAGGUUUUGCUGGCGGUGCCGGUGGUGGUGGAGGUCCUGCGAUUGAGACUGUUCGGACAAACUUCUCGGACACUUUCAUGUGGUUCAUGGUUCCUCUUGAUAAAGACGGUCACGCUGCUUUAUCGGAAAUUGUCCCAGACACCAUCACACAGUGGAAAGGAACUGCUUUCUGCCUGUCCGAUAAGGGAGGUUUUGGGAUGACCAAGUAUGCGGCCAACUAUACAACAUACUUGCCGUUCUUCGUCGAGCUCACCAAGCCCUAUUCCUUCAUCCGGGGGGAGACUUUAGUCCUGGUAGCAGUUGUACAAAACUAUCUGGAGCAAGCUGUCAAGGUUCGACUGACUUUGGUAGCUUCCAACGCUUUCACUGCUCAACUGAAGGAAGGAACCCAGGACGCCUGUGUGCUCCCCAAAAACCGAGCCUCCUAUUCCUGGGAGGUUCAAGCAAAUGUUCUUGGAGAGAUUAGCUUCUCAGUGACGGCACAAACCACUUUUAUUGGGCAGUCAUGUGAUGGAUCUAAUGAUGCUUCCCAGCCUCCUCGCAAGGACACCGUUGUGCAAUCCAUUUUAGUAGAGCCUGAAGGAAUCAGCCAAGAACUGACUUUAAGCAAUCUCGUCUUUGUGAAACUCUUAGCCCACACAGGGUUGCACAGGUCUGUCCUCUUCAGAUGGCUGUCUCAGACUGAGCGGACACAGCAGCCACCACUCCUAGUCUCCUCCUCUUUCCUGCACAGCCUCCUGGGAGCUCCAGCUUCCAAGAUCAUCCUGGGUGAUGUGUUUGGACUCCCAUUGCAAAACCUUAAGGAUUUGGUCCAGAAGCCGUAUGGAUGCGCAGAACAAAACCUGGCACGAGUAGCUCCUAUUGUACAUGUGCUUGACUAUCUCAACAACACAGGCCAGCUUACGCCUGACAUUUUGGAGAAGGGGAAGCAGUACAUAUUGGAGGGAUAUUAUCGUCACCUUGGAUAUGCCAGCGGAGACGCUUAUAGAGUGUUUCACAGCUCCGUAGAACCCAAUUCAUGGCUGACCGUAUACAGCAUGAAGACCUUUGAACAAGCCAAGAGAUACAUUGAAAUUGAUGAAACCAGACAGCAGCAAACCCUCAUCUGGCUGGAGAACCAGCAGAGGCUUGACAAUGGCUGCUUUGAACCCCAAGGAACCUUGUUCACAUUCCAGGUCAGAAAAGACACAAACAGUUCCAUCCACUACACGGCAUAUGUUGCAAUUUCACUUCUCGAAUCCAAAUACAGCUUGGGGAAAACGCUGCUGGACGGAGCUAUGGGGUGUCUGAAAAAUGCAUCAAAAACAAAGCAAAAAACUGGUGAUGAAGUCCUCAUGCUGUACGCCUUCACACUGGCUGGUCUCCCAGAAUACAGAGAUCCUCUGAUGGCAAAACUCAUGAAGAAAGCCAUAGUUAAAGAUGGCACAAUACACUGGGAAAGAGAAGACAUGCCUACAUUGCGGCCAGUUCCAUUCUUCUUUCCUAUAUAUAACUCAGCUGAGGUGCAGCUCACGGCUUACAUGUUACUAAGCAUGAUUCAAGCGAAUGUUAAACCGACUACCCCGGCAAUGCCGGCAUUGGGGUCCAAUAAACCGAAAUCAACCGUAGCGCCCCCUGUAUCUGAAAAAGUCCUGGCAACAAUGGCUCAGAUGUCCCUGUGGCUCACUCGGCAGCAGAACGCUCAUGGAGGGUUCCCCUCUACAUCGGACACGGUUGUCGGUCUCCAGGCUCUCGCUGCUUUUGCAAAGCUGCUGUACAUGACCGUAAUCAAAUACAAUAUCCCGAUACCGAAAGACAACUCUGCUUUCUCCCUAUCCUUGUCCACCGCCUCCAAUACCUGCCUGAAUGGAGUGACUAAGGCUUUCAACAUGACUGCCAAUCUCAGCUAUCGUGGAAAGCGGAAAGCCGCCGGCAUGACAAUGAUCAAGAUAAGGAUGCUGUCUGGAUACCACCCAGAUUUCUGGUCCCUGAGACAGCCGAUCUCUUUUACAUUCAGAGUAUUAAUGGGUGAGAGGGUGCUGAACGUGAAGAAAAGCUCUGCUGUAGCUUAUGACUACUAUCAACAAGAUUUAACUCCUGAGUUUAUAGUCACUUUGGUUAUCAGCAUGUACUCCAUCUUUCAGUCUUCUGCUUUCAGCACCAGACAGCUGGACAGCUCCACUCUUAAGCGGCUUUCAAGUAGGCGGUGGGGCCCGGCCUCGUCCACUGUAGGAACGGCAUUGCUGGAGCCCGGCCUCCUCUUCCGCUGCCGGACCGCCACUGAUGAGCCGGCCUCCUCCACCGUCAGACCGCUGCUGCUGGACCCCGUCCUCCUCCCCCGUCAGUGUACCCCCCCAGCCUUGGCCCUGCGGCAGCCGCACCGGCUACACGGCCGGUAG